Messenger RNA from Xiphias gladius (swordfish), 2400 nucleotides. RefSeq names its product splA/ryanodine receptor domain and SOCS box containing 3a (gene spsb3a). The record is from RefSeq and is a predicted model, not a curated record. Bases 480 to 1595 code for a protein of 371 amino acids. NCBI's taxonomy places the organism in Eukaryota, Metazoa, Chordata, Actinopteri, Istiophoriformes, Xiphiidae. Gene Ontology annotation, cellular component: SCF ubiquitin ligase complex. The transcript is spliced from 7 exons. Gene Ontology annotation, biological process: proteasome-mediated ubiquitin-dependent protein catabolic process. Gene Ontology annotation, molecular function: protein binding.
ACUUGGCCCAUAAACCCUGAACCCUAUAGUCAGGGACAUGUACCAGCGGCAUAAACCAGCGUACUGACCUACAUAUAACCACCAGACCGACUUGAAUUGUUAUGCCACUGACCUUGUUACAGCCUGCUAACAUGUUACUGCACGCGCGGCUCAGUGGGUAGCGUUAGCGUUAGCUGCUCUCGUUAGCCGGGGCUAGGCGGCCAAGUGGAGCUAGUUGGGGCGACAACAUCAGCACAUCUGAGGGCGAUUUUAAUUUCACUGAUGAUGGCAGUGACCUACGGACCGGGACCAGACUACUAACAGUUAGUUAGCGUUAGGUUAAGUCGUUAGCGUGAUGUGUGUGUAACUGUUUUUGUGGAAUGUUGCAGUUAACGUUGUUUCAUGAAUCGCAGCUGGACUGAUGCUGUUCUUCCAACAUCUGGACUAAACCUGAACUGGCUUGUCAGGUUCUUCUACCCGCGAGACAGCGAGUUACUGCCAUGUCUAGACGAAGCAGGAACAGUCGCGCAUGGAGAUACGUCUGGGGUGGGAUACGGCGGGAUGCUGAUGCCCGGGCACUUGUUUUGGCCUCUGAAAGUGAGGAAUGGAGCUAUGACCGCCUAGAGUACAGUGAUUCAGACUCUGAGGCCGACUUUUCAGCAGUGAUGGUCCCUCCAGUCCCCAGUGCAGUGCCUGUCACCGGAGAGUCCUACUGUGGCUGCGAUUCCCAGGCUGAGACCAGCUACAACCCUCGCCUGCGAGGUUUUCACCAAAUUAGAGACUGCCACUGUGGAGAGGAUGACCAAGAAUUUGAAUGGGUGUGGGAUGCCAGCAGCCGAUCGACAGCAACAUUACUGAGUUGCGACAAUCGCAAAGUGAACUUCCAUUCUGAAUACAGCUGUGGUACAGCUGCGAUCCGUGGCUCCAAAGAGCUGUCUGAAGGGCAGCACUUCUGGGAAAUCAAGAUGACGUCCCCAGUGUAUGGAACAGACAUGAUGGUGGGCAUUGGUACUUCUGAUGUCAACCUAGACAAAUACAGACACACGUUCUGCAGCCUUUUGGGAAAAGAUGCAGACAGCUGGGGUCUUUCUUACACUGGCUUGUUGCAUCAUAAAGGAGACAAGAUGAACUUCUCUUCUCGGUUCGGACAGGGGUCCAUCAUCGGAGUCCAUCUGGACACAUGGCACGGCACACUUACUUUCUUCAAGAAUCGAAAGUGUAUAGGUGUUGCUGCCACAGAGCUACAAAAUAAGAGAUUUUAUCCCAUGGCGUGCUCCACAGCUGCAAAAAGCAGCAUGAAGGUGAUCAGAUCCUGCUCUGCGCCCACCUCCCUGCUGUACCUUUGCUGUGCUCGUCUUCGCCAGCUGCUGCCAGACUGUAUGGACACCCUGGACGUGUUGCCGCUGCCGCCAGGCCUUCGUCAGCUGCUCCACAACAAACUGGGUUGGGUGCUCAGUCUCAAUGGUGGCGCCACAGAAGAAACCCCAGAUGGGCCUGAGCGCCCCUCACAAUUGCCUGUCCCUCCCUUGGCCGGACCGUGCUCCUCUGAGAGUGACUCAGAGGGUUGUACGUCUGACCCUGAAGCCUGUCAGAGGAAAAGAUGCCGCUGGACAUGACUGGACAGCUUGAAUCCUACCUCCUCAUUAACACUGGCAGAGGUCACUGUCCUAUGGCAUCUAAUAUAGUGUUACCUCUCUCAAGCUUUCCUCAACGUCAGUGUUACACAGUAGUGAAGAGAAUAACCAGGAUCAGUUGAGCAGAGAGAGUGGUACGUAGGUCAAAAACUGUGAGGGCAGUAUUCCUGCCAUUUUAUUACUGUGAUCUUCUCUCAUGCCAUUCACAUGUCUUCAUGCUCAUCAUACACUCUAUAUCCAAAACCAGCUUCAGUAAUAAGUUAAAAGAUAUGAAUUAAUUUUUUUAGUUAGCAUAAUUUGUUGCGGAUCUGUUGCCAUUCAUGAAUGGGGAUUAGUGAAAUUGUGCACGAAUGGUACACUCAACUGUACAGUGUGACACUGAAGUAAAGUAAGGGUAUAUUUUGGUGGUAGUCAUGGUAUAUUUACGGAGCAGGUGUUUCAAACAUGAGAGACUGUUUAGGUAUUUCCUGUGUUUUUUAUCCUGUAUGCAAAUAUUGUACAUUGUUCUUAACCUAAACGCUAACCAUGCAUUAUCAAAGUAAUCUGUUACCAGUUUCACUGGCAUCUGCGAUUUUGUGGUUUCACAAAUGUUAGAAGGAGGUGGAAUGAACCUUAGUGCACUUUGCAGCUUUCAGUCUCUCCAACAAUGAAACUAUUCCUCUUUGUCUGUCAUGGAACAGCUCUCAUCCCCAAACCACUCAUGCACGUCUGAUAGCUCAUCAGAUUAUCGAAAAAAGUUACAAGUGAAAUAUUUGUUACAUUCAUAGCAACAUCAACCUGUCACUUU